UUCACCAGGAUGAAAUAAUUUCCUGAUUUGAAAUAGCAAAGUUUUUUUUGUUGAAUUAAUCGCCAUCUGUCAGACUUAAAAUACUGGAACUUUAAACCUGCGUGAGUGCACGUCGCUUGCAGAUGAUGAGGAUUCAGCUUCCACUGUGGAUAACCGUCCAUACAGCGCCUGCCUGUGUGCAGGCUGCACCGGCUGCACGCCCAAAUCACUCUCGACUAGGAACGGGGAGGCAGAGCAGCUGGUCUUCGACAUGGCUAAAGAAGGAGCAGACAUGACAGAGGAAACCGAGUACAUGAUAGACAAAAAUGUGAAGAAAGAAAUAGACAACGUGGAGACGUCUGGCAAUGCCAAAGAAAUGCGAGCGGUGAUAUUGUCAGGUUUUGGGGGUCUUAACAAACUCAGGGUGACCAAGAAGGCAAUGCCCGAGCCUCAGGAUGGUGAAGUGAAGAUCCGCGUGAAAACAUGUGGCUUGAAUUUCCUGGACCUGAUGGUACGUCAGGGGACUAUCGAUAAUCCCCCCAAACCCCCUCUUGUCCCUGGAUUUGAGUGCUCUGGAAUAGUAGAGUCAGUGGGUGAAAACACAAAGGGAUUUGAGAUAGGCGACAGAGUCAUGGCUUUUGUGAAUUACAACGCCUGGGCGGAGGUGGUUUGUGCACCCGUGGAUUUUGUCUACAAGAUGCCAGAUGAAAUGACGUUCGCUGAAGCAGCAGCCUUCUCCCUGAACUUUGUGGCUGCUUAUAUGAUGCUCUUUGAGGUUGCCAAUCUGCGAGAAGGGAUGUCAGUGUUGGUCCACUCAGUAGGAGGUGGUGUAGGUCAAGCUGUGGCUCAGCUCUGCUCCACCGUGCCUAAUGUCACUGUGUUUGGGAUCGCUUCGUGUUUCAAACACGCAGCCAUUAGAGACUCCGUGGCUCACCUCUUUGACAGAAAUGUUGACUACAUCCAAGAAGUCAAAAAGAUUUCUCCAGAGGGAGUGGACAUUGUGCUUGACUGCCUGUGUGGGGAGAACACAGGCAAAGGCCUGAGUUUGCUGAAGCCGCUGGGAACUUACAUCCUGUAUGGCGCGUCAAACAUGGUAACUGGGGAAACAAAGAGUUUCUUCAGCUUUGCAAAAUCUUGGUGGCAGGUGGAGAAGGUGAACCCUAUUAAGCUAUACGAAGAGAACAAAGUCAUAGCUGGAUUUUCGCUCCUCAACCUGCUCUUCAAACAAGGGAGAUGUGGCCUCGUGAAAUCAGUGAUGGACAAACUCCUGUGUUUGUAUGAAGAGAAGAAGAUCAAGCCUGUAGUGGACUCCCUCUGGGCGCUGGAGGAGGUAAAAGAGGCGAUGCAGAGAAUUCAUGACAGAGGCAACAUAGGAAAACUCAUUCUGGAUGUUGAGAAGUCUCCCACCCCUCUGAUGGCCAGCGACAGCACGGAGACCAGUGAAGCAGGAGAGGAAGAAGAGGAGCCCGAGGGAGACAACGACAGCAAGGAGCGAAUGCCUUUUAUCCAUUAGACCCGACAAAAUCCCACUGCAGCACACCUAGAGACACUGGAGAGGCAGCACAGUUUCACCAGAGCAACACAACCCCAGUCGUGUGUGUUUGUGUGCAUGUGCUGUAUGCAUGAAUGUAUGUAUGUGCAGUAUACUUUAGUGCCUCUUGUCCGUUUCCUAUUAUGUGUCAAUUGAUUAGUCUAAGCAAAGGAUAGGAUGCCACAAUGUGCAAGAGCCAUUUUCAACACAGUGUUACAUUAUAUGCUGUACUAUGAAGUAAUUACCUGCUAGCCAAUAAUAUGAAUAGGUUUGUGUUCACUUUAUAGUUAACUGCAUCUGCCCACAGUUUAUUAAAUUAACAGCAAACCACAUAAGCAUUUAAACCUGCCGACCUGCUAUUCUCGUUUUAUGAUUAGCACCCCAUGAAAUAGAUUAAGUAAAGCGCCUAAGUGUCAAAUAGUAACAAGGAAACAUUUCUAAAUAUUUCACAGCACAGGGGAAAAAAGAAGUAUUUUUCUGUGCUCGGCUGUGAGAAUUAAAAGCGAACAGCUGAAAUAGGUUUGAGAAAGUGACCCCAGUGUUCUAAUUGUUCCGAUCAAGGGAGUGCAUCCCUUUGUUGUGUUAACUAAUAUGUAAGCCAGGAGAGGCAGAAAAGACUGAGUGUAGAUAUUUGCAUGACAUUUUAUGCUAAUGUGCCAACCUUAUAUUAUGGGAUCACUAGUGCCUUUGAGCUACAAACAAGUGUAAAAUGCUUGAAAUGUAUUCCUUAUGUGCAGUUCACAUUGAACAAACAAACAAAAAGUUAUUUUUAGGUGGAAAAUGAAGUGUAAUCUGUUUAAAAAAAAAAAACAUCAUUGGAUCAUUUAAUAAGAGGGAUUUGGACUUAUUUUUCCCACUGAACUGUAUAUUCAGAAUUUACAUAAUGUGUAACACCACGAUUGUAACAUUUAUUGUUUCCGAUCAGAAAACCGUGAACAGAUUUGUAAACACUUGAGUAGAACAGGACAAAUUUCAAUUUAUACCUGCGUCAAAAUCCUGGUUUUUCUUGAGCAUUAAGUAGUUAGUCGGACUCAGACUGCAGUUUAAGGUAUUUAGAGUCUCUAGCUUGCCUGUCUGACCAAAGUUGUUUACUUGCUGGUGCCUCACAACAAAAGUGCCGUAAAACUCCAUAACUGACGACGUAUUUUUACAGUGAGCUCGUGUAUGAGGCUGAUUUAGGAACACUGUGCAGCGCUUUAGUUAAGUAUGGCAAGCUCUGCCUUUACUCUGCAAGUACACCCACCUACUCAGACGAUUUUAUUUUUGAAACUUGUGAGAAUCUGCUACACUAUUUCAAUUUCUCUAAUUACGCUACCUUGCUUACUCGGUGUGUUUGUAUCGGCUAGCUGUCUGAAUCCUUCAUCAUUUUAGGCUCAUCUACAAAAACAACACAGGAUGUCAGUGUUUUGUAAUUGAAAAAAGUAGAAACUAGUCAAUGUGUAGCUUAAAAGUUAUGAGUAAACACUGCAUGCUUUGAAUGUGAUAAACAGUGAAGAGAAGAUGUUCAAUGGGUUUACUAAAGUGAUCAGAUAAAUUAUAUCCUAGACUUGAAAUUUAGGGCGUUAUUUAGACAAUUUGGGGAAGAAAAUCUAAAAUUCGAUGCCUUCAAUGUCCCUGUUAGUGUCUGUGUGCGUGAGAGAGACAGUUGUAUGUGUAUUCAUAUUGCCUCGUUUAAAAAAAACAAAAGAAAGAAAUGUGUACAACUUGUUCAGCACUGUAGUGUGUUCACAAAAUUCCUCAAACUAUGGUUUACCUGUGAUAUAUUUUUGUCACAUUUUUGUUGUGUACUUUCUUUGAGCACUGCUCUGUUUACUUGAAUAAAUUUAUCUGCAAAGCAUUUCUUGCGAUUUUGA
Messenger RNA from Maylandia zebra (zebra mbuna), 3363 nucleotides. It is a transcript of the gene vat1l, whose product is annotated as vesicle amine transport 1-like. NCBI's taxonomy places the organism in Eukaryota, Metazoa, Chordata, Actinopteri, Cichliformes, Cichlidae. Gene Ontology annotation, molecular function: oxidoreductase activity. The record is from RefSeq and is a predicted model, not a curated record.